AGAAUGAACCGCCCUGCUCCUGUGGAGAUCACAUACAGAAACAUGCGAUUUCUGAUCGCACACAAUCCAAACCAGGCCUCCUUAAACAAGUUCCUACAGGAACUUAAGAGGAAUGGAGUUACCACCAUUGUGAGAGUUUGUGAGGCAACUUACAACACUGAUUUUUUGGAGCAGGAGGGCAUCCAGGUUUUUGACUGGCCUUUUGCUGAUGGUACAGCACCAUCAAAUCAGAUCGUUGAUCAAUGGUUAGAUCUUGUCAAAAGGAAAUUUCGUGAAAGUCCUGGAUGUUGUAUUGCAGUCCACUGCACUGCAGGGCUCGGUAGAGCUCCAGUGAUGGUCGCCCUAGCCUUGAUUGAAGGUGGAAUGAAGUAUGAAGAAGCGGUGCAGUUCAUAAGACAAAAGCGUCGUGGAGCCUUUAACAGCAAGCAACUUUCCUACUUAGAGAAUUAUCAUCCUAAAAGGCGCCUGCGCUUUAGAAGCAGACGCACCUGCCUCAUUCAGUAG
Molecule: messenger RNA, 504 nt
Organism: Elephantulus edwardii (Cape elephant shrew)
Lineage: Eukaryota; Metazoa; Chordata; Mammalia; Macroscelidea; Macroscelididae
Product: protein tyrosine phosphatase type IVA 1-like
Exons: 1
Coding region: 4-504 (166 amino acids)
Biological process (GO): protein dephosphorylation
Cellular component (GO): nucleus
Molecular function (GO): protein tyrosine/serine/threonine phosphatase activity
Source: RefSeq, a predicted model, not a curated record